AUGGCACCAACCGAUACCAAAAAGGCCGAGCCUGCCAAUCAGGGCCCACCCAAGCUCUCUGAUUAUAAGGAAAUCCUCGACGAGAGCACAUUCGAACAGAUCCUUGAGAUGGACGAUGACGAGGAGGAUCGCGAUUUCAGCAAGAGCAUUGUGUACGGUUUCUUUGAUCAGGCCGAGAAUACCUACAAGAAGAUUCAGAAGGAAAUAGAUGACAAGAACCUCGAUGAACUCUCUGCCCUCGGUCACUUCCUCAAGGGCUCAUCGGCUACACUGGGCCUUAUCAAGGUCAAGGAUGGCUGUGAGAAGAUCCAACACUUUGGCGCCAACAAGGACGAGACAGGUCUCAUUGACGAACCCGAUACCGAGGUCUGCCUCAAGGCUAUCAAAAAGACUCUGGAUGAAGUCAAGGUCGAAUACCGCAAGGUCGAGAAGCUCCUCCGCCGGUACUAUGGUGAGGAGGUGAAGGAUGAAGAAGAGAAGCCAGAAGAGGAGGUUAAGGAGCAGAAGGAAGAAAAGCCCAAGGCAGAGCCCAAGAAGGAGAUCCAGGAGGCCAAGGAGGCCAAGGAGACCAAGGAGCCCACUAAGGAGCCCACUAAGGAAGUCUCGAAAUAA
Messenger RNA from Penicillium griseofulvum, 612 nucleotides. Its product is annotated as Hpt domain-containing protein. The transcript is spliced from 3 exons. The record is from RefSeq and is a predicted model, not a curated record. Gene Ontology annotation, molecular function: protein histidine kinase binding; histidine phosphotransfer kinase activity. Gene Ontology annotation, biological process: phosphorelay signal transduction system; phosphorylation. NCBI's taxonomy places the organism in Eukaryota, Fungi, Ascomycota, Eurotiomycetes, Eurotiales, Aspergillaceae. The coding region runs from base 1 to 612 and encodes 203 amino acids. Gene Ontology annotation, cellular component: nucleus; cytoplasm.